UACUGGUGAGCAUGAAAAUAUGUUUUUGUAAUGAAGCUUUGGCGCCACCUCCUCUUCCCCACUCCUUUCUCCCCUUUCAAACCCCACCCUCUCCACACCGCCGCUCUCCCCCUCCCCUCCUCCCCAAACCCUAACCAAACCCUAACCCUAACCCCGCCCUCCACCCUCUCCACUCUCUCCACCGUCCUCCGCUCCCUCCCCUCCGGCGCCGCCGCCUCCUCCUCCGCCGCCGCCGCCGCCGCCGCAGCCGCAGCAGCAGCACACGGCGCCUUCCUCAAAUCCGGCGGCCUCUCCUCCGCCGCGCCCUUCUGCAACCACCUCAUCUCCAUCUACGCCCGAUGCCGCCUCCCCGUCGCCGCCCGCAAGGUGUUCGACGAAAUCCCCCAACCGGACCUCAUCUCCUACUCCGCCCUCGUCUCCGCCUACGCCCGCAACGGCCUCGGCGCCGCCGCGCUCGCCGCGUUCAAAAAGAUGCGAUCUUGCGGCGUCCCCUUCAACGAGUUCACCCUCCCGACCCUCCUCAAGGCCUGCUCCGCCUCCUCCGACCUCCUCGCGGGGGCCCAACUCCACGCCCUGUCGGUAACCACCGGUUUCAAUCUCGACGUGUUUGUUGCGAACGCCCUUGUCGUCUUGUACGCAAAUUUCAGAAUGUUGGGAGAGGCCCAGAAGCUGUUCGAUGAAACUGCGGAGCGGAACGUGGUUUCUUGGAAUGGGCUGCUCGCGGGUUACGUGAGGAAUGAACGGUGCGAGGACGCGGUUAGGUUGUUUAAGGAGAUGGUAUUCAACGGGACGACGCCAAAUGAGUUUGGUUUCUCAUGUGUGUUGAAUGCCUGUACAGGCUCGCGGGAUUCGCAGAGCGGUUGGGAAAUUCACGGUCUCCUUACCAGGCUCGGAUACGAUUCGGACCCUUUCACGGCCAACGCGUUGGUAGAUAUGUAUGCGAAAUUGGGUGCUAUCCAGUAUGCCACAGUGGUUUUUGAGAGGAUCUGCGAGAGAGAUAUUGUUUCAUGGAAUGCUUUUAUUGCCGGGUGUGUUCUUCAUGGGCACGAUUACCAGGCAUUGGACUUGUUGUCGCAAAUGAAGGCAUCGGGAACAUUGCCUAAUGCCUUUACUCUUUCUAGCAUUCUUAAGGCUUGUGCGGGAGCGGGGAUGUUGGGUUUGGGCCAGCAAAUUCAUGGUUAUUUGAUCAAGGCCGAUUCUAGUUCCGAUGUGUAUGUGGGCGUCGGGCUUGUGGAUAUGUAUGCAAAGUCGAGUCAUUUGGAAGAUGCAAAAAGGGCUUUCAAUUCAAUCCCGGAGAAGGACUUAAUCUCAUGGAAUGCUCUCAUAUCGGGUUGCUCACACAGCAAUCGACAUGAAGAAGCACUUUGUCUAUUUAGUAAGAUGAGAAAGGAAGGUUUUAGUGUGAACCGUACUACAUUAUCAGCUGUUCUUAAGUCCAUGGCGAGUUUAGAGGUCAUCAGUGAGAGUAAGCAGGUUCAUGCGCUAGCAAUGAAAGAAGGUUUGAUAUCAGAUUCUCAUGUUGCAAAUGGUCUCAUUGAUGCAUAUGGGAAGUGCGGUUUAAUAGAAGAAGCAAAAAGAGCUUUUGAAGAAUGUCCACUUGAUGAUGUAAUAGCCUUCACAUCUAUGAUAACAGCUCUCUCUCAGGGUGGACAAGGGGAGGAAGCCAUAAAGCUUUUCUCCGAGAUGCUGAGAAAGAAACUUGAACCAGAUUCAUUUGUUGUUAGUAGCCUUUUGAAUGCUUGCGCUAGUUUAUCUGCGUACGAGCAAGGGAAACAAAUGCAUGCUCACAUGCUUAAACUGCAUUUUAUGUCCGACGUCUUUGCGGGGAAUGCUCUUGUUAACAUGUAUGCAAAAUGUGGAAGCAUUGAAGAUGCCAACUUAGCCUUUUCUUUAAUACACGAUAGGGGAGUUGUUUCAUGGUCCGCCAUGAUUGGAGGGCUCGCUCAACAUGGGCAUGGAAAGGAGGCAUUGAAUUUGUUCAGAAAAAUGCUUGCUGAAAGAGUGAGCCCUAACCAUGUAACUUUAACUAGUGUUCUUUGUGCUUGUAACCAUGCAGGGCUCAUUGAAGAGGCCGAGCAUUAUUUUGACUCGAUGAAAGACAUGUUUGGGAUCGAAAAAACUCAAGAGCAUUAUGCAUGCAUGAUCGAUCUUCUUGGGCGAGCUGGCAGACUAAAUGACGCAAUGGAGCUCGUAAAUAGUAUGCCCUUUGAAGCCAAUGCUUCUGUGUGGGGAGCACUUUUAGGGGCGUCUAGGGUUCAUGGGGACACGGAGCUCGGCAGAAAAGCCGCUGAGAAGCUUUUUGUGCUUGAGCCAGAGAAGUCUGGGACCCACGUGCUUCUUGCGAACACUUAUGCAUCAGCCGGCAUGUGGGAUGAUGUAGCUAAGGUUAGAAGGUCGAUGAAAGAUAGUGGAGUUAAGAAAGAACCCGCCAUGAGCUGGAUUGAGUUGAAGGACAAAAUUCACACAUUUAUAGUGGGAGAUAAGAGCCAUGAGAGGAGUACUGAGAUAUAUGCUAAGCUAGAGGAAUUGGGUGAAUUGAUGAACAAAGCUGGGUAUGUUCCUCUGGUGGAGGUUGAUCUUCAUGAUGUGGAAAGAAGUGAGAAGGAAUUGCUUCUUUCUCACCAUAGUGAGAAGCUGGCUGUUGCUUUCGGAUUGAUUAGUACACCACCUGGCACCCCUAUUAGAGUAAAGAAGAAUCUUCGAGUGUGCAAAGAUUGCCACACAGUGUUCAAGUUCAUAUCUAAGAUCGUUUCAAGGGAGAUUAUUAUUAGAGAUACCAAUCGGUUUCAUCAUUUCAGGGAAGGAGCAUGUUCUUGUGGGGAUUAUUGGUGAUGCUACAGAUUAAUUAAGAAAGAUUUACUCUGGAUCUUUGCUCAGAUCUUGAUAUAUAUUCUUGCAAAGACACUGAUACCUACGAGAUAUAACAGAUCUCUGUUAGUUCAGCGUGAAUGAACUUGGAUUUUACCCACUGAAUUUUUUCAUUUGACUUAAUAACUUAAAGAAGGUCCCUUUUGGGGAGGGGAAGCGAAUUGACCAUGAGAGCUUGGAUGUUUUCACUCAUAGCUUGGCAUUUCUUAUACCGUAGAAUUGUGUACGAUAGGCAUUUGAUUUAUUUUUGCAUUGGGAAAAGCAUUUCCUCAUGAGUAGCUAUUCUACUUGAGAGUUGUAAGUUGUUCUUAAAGUUAACUGUGCUAAAGAUUUCUGCUGCUACUGUUCAAUCAGGUUUCAAACUUGGGAGAAUCACAUCAAGCUUGUGAUUCUUGGAGUCAACUAGAUUAAAUUUGGCUGGAUGCGUCAAGCUUGGAUUAUGGGGCGGAAGGGGAGGAAAUCUCUGCGACAUCGAUGGUUACUCUAGACGCCUGUCGAAGAUUGUAAUUCGUAGCGGUCAAGCUAUCGAUUCACUAGCAUUUGAGUAUGUUCUAGACGGGAAGGCAUACGAGGCUGGCCCAUGGGGUGGUUCGGGAGGAAACCCCUCUCAGAUCGUAUUUGACUCUGGCGAGUACCUGACUGCAAUGAAUGGCACCACCGGUCCAUUCAACCAAGUUGCCAAUGUAGUGAGGUCGAUCGCUCACUUUCAUCACCAAUGUUCGCAAGUACGGGCCGUUUGGACUGGAGCAAGGAACUCCUUUCUCCAUUCCCGUGGCAAAUGGUCGAAUUGUUGGCUUCUACAGACGCUCCGGCGCGUAC
This is a messenger RNA of Ananas comosus (pineapple), 3687 nucleotides long. Its product is annotated as putative pentatricopeptide repeat-containing protein At5g52630. The coding region runs from base 31 to 2832 and encodes 933 amino acids. Gene Ontology annotation, molecular function: RNA binding; protein binding; zinc ion binding. Lineage: Eukaryota; Viridiplantae; Streptophyta; Magnoliopsida; Poales; Bromeliaceae. The record is from RefSeq and is a predicted model, not a curated record. Gene Ontology annotation, biological process: RNA modification. The transcript is spliced from 4 exons.